Colletotrichum orchidophilum is the source of this 822-nucleotide messenger RNA. RefSeq lists its product as uncharacterized. The transcript is spliced from 2 exons. NCBI's taxonomy places the organism in Eukaryota, Fungi, Ascomycota, Sordariomycetes, Glomerellales, Glomerellaceae. The record is from RefSeq and is a predicted model, not a curated record. The coding region runs from base 1 to 822 and encodes 273 amino acids.
AUGAGAGACGUGUACACCAAUGCAGCUUGCAACAUUGCUGCUUCUGCUUCAAGCAGCCCCAUCGGUGGAUUGUUUCGAGAUCGUGUAGCAAAUCAUGUUCGACCCGGUAUCAUAACAUCCAAUUUGGUCUCCCAAGAACCCAAAGAGUUUUACAUAUUCGAUAAAGGAUACUGGGACCGACAUAUUCUGAAUGGUGCCCUGCACCAGAGGGGUUGGGUGUUCCAAGAGCGAUUCCUCUCUCCUCGGCAAAUCUACUUCGCAAGAGACCAAAUCAUGUGGGAAUGCCUGGAGGAGCAUAAAUGCGAGGGUUUUCCACGAGGUGUUCCACUUUAUGAAUCCUCAAAGAGCAUCAAGCGCCUACUUGCAUCAACAAAAAGUGAUGAGUCGAAAAUUGAAGGCCUCAUGCCCUUUGAUGCGAUGGACCUGUGGAUCGACGUCGUCACUGCGUACUCGCGCUGCCAAUUCACCUUCAUGGAAGACAAGCUCUACGCCCUUGGCGGCGUCGCCAAGCUCUUUCAGGAGGCCACAGGCGACAUGUUUCUCGCGGGCUUGUGGCGCUCACGACUACUACACCAGCUUGAUUGGUGCGUGUGGACACCCAAGCCUAGGGUCACUAGCAAAUACAGAGCCCCUUCAUGGUCUUGGGUAUCUGUUGACGGGCCAGUAAAUUCAACACGACCUGCUCACGGGUUCGAUUUCCUGGCGGAGGUGAUUGACGCAAUGGUAACAACGGUAGCUGGGGGAGACGCCAUGGUCAAUGUGACCGGUGGAUUUAUCAAACUGAGAGGGAAGAAAGCGGUCGAAUAUCACUCCUACCUCUGA